Messenger RNA from Belonocnema kinseyi, 477 nucleotides. RefSeq lists its product as uncharacterized. NCBI's taxonomy places the organism in Eukaryota, Metazoa, Arthropoda, Insecta, Hymenoptera, Cynipidae. The transcript is spliced from 3 exons. The coding region runs from base 9 to 416 and encodes 135 amino acids. The record is from RefSeq and is a predicted model, not a curated record.
ACAGAAUUAUGAGUCUAAGGGGAAUUGAGAAAGACAAUUUGCUUGGCCUCUGCUUCAGCUUCUAUACUAAGAGAAUUAUUGCUUAUGUACAGCAGUAUCAACCAAACAUUUUUAUAGAGUCAUGUGCCGUAAAGGAGGAAAAUCUGCGUGCUUUGGUAAUUUUACCUGAAAUUCUUCCAAUCGCGAAUUUCAAAAGUGGAAAGAGACAAACAAGGUCUGAAAAAGAAAAGGUAAAAUCCGUCAUACCGAGCAGAGACUUACUUCGAAUACUGAAGGAAGGGACAAACAUCGAGGCGGCAGAAAAAAACAAACGUUCAACCUCAUAUUAUGUGCGUGAAAGGUUAAGGAAAAGAAUCGUUUUUUGUGCAAGGAGAUGGAUUUCUAAUCACUCUUUCAAAGAAAGCCAGCCCUCUUGAAACGUUCGACCGUCUUUUCAAAAUACACUCUGUAUUGAAUGUCCAUUUUGCUGAAUCUUUG